AUGCGAAGAGAGUUAUUCCUCCGCAUAGUGAAUGCAUUAGAGAGUCAUUCAGCAUUUUUUCAACAAAGGGACGAUGUUGUACGAAGAAAAGGAUUGUCACCACUACAAAAAUGCACCACUACGAUUCGUCAAUUGGCUUACGGAGUCCCCGCCAAUCAUCUUGAUGAGUACCUACGUAUGGGUGAAUCAACUGCCAUCAGGUGUCUUUUUAAGUUCUGCGAAUACGCUGUUGAAAUAUUUGGUGAUAGGUACUUGAGAAGACCAAAUGCUGAUGAUGUUCAACGUCUUCUUCAAAUGCAUGAUGAGAGACAUGACUUUCCUGGCAUGUUAGGUAGCCUUGAUUGUAUGCACUGUAAAUGGAAAAAUUGUUCAGUUGCUUGGAAAGGUCAAUUUACAAAGGGACAUGGGUCACCAACAAUCGUACUUGAAGCGGUCGCGUCUCAUGACUUGUGGAUAUGGCAUGCAUUUUUUGGAGUCGUUGGUUCACGUAACGAUAUUAACGUGUUAUGUGAAUCUCCCAUAUUCAACAACGUCUUGCAAGGAAAUAUGCCGGAGAUUAAUUUCACGGUGAACGACACUGCAUAUACGAAGGGCUAUUAUCUAACAGAUGGAAUAUAUCCCGAGUGGACUACUUUUGUUAAGGCUUUUCCUUGCCCAGAGGAUCCCAAGAGGAAGUUGUUUAAGGAAAGACAUGAGCCUACAAGAAAAGAUGUUGAACGGACAUUUGGGGUGCUCCAAUCUCGAUGGGCGAUUGUUAGAGGUCCAACUCGGUAG
Messenger RNA from Zingiber officinale, 774 nucleotides. RefSeq lists its product as uncharacterized. Bases 1 to 774 code for a protein of 257 amino acids. The record is from RefSeq and is a predicted model, not a curated record. The transcript has a single exon. NCBI's taxonomy places the organism in Eukaryota, Viridiplantae, Streptophyta, Magnoliopsida, Zingiberales, Zingiberaceae.